CCUGAGAUUCUGUCUCUAGAUUCUUUCAGCGGGAAGAUCGACGUAUGGUCUCUCGGCUGCAUUGCUGCUGAGCUGUCAAUGGGCACACCGCUGUUCCGUGCCAAGGAUGAGGAAGAUUUGAUGAUGAAAAUUGCAUUUGCACGAAGAGAUCCAUGGCAAGGAGGAAACCUCCUACCACAUGCGUUCUGGCCAAGAUCUUGGUUGGAAGGCAGAUUUAUGAGGAAUCAUCCUGCCUGGUCUCAAGACGUCCAAGCGGAAUUUUAUGACCUGCAGUCCUUUAUGGACCUAAUGACUGAGAUGCUGAUGAUGAGUCAGUAUAAAAGAAUUACCCCCGCCAGAAUUCUCCAGCAUCCAUUUAUCACCAUGAGCCACCUUCAAGGUUCAUGCAAAAACAGCCUCUAUGUGAAGUCAUGUAAGGAUCAGAUGGACAUCUGAUGGCCAGGAUCAGAGCUCUGAGGAUGGAGGACAUUGAUACCAGGUGAUCCUGCAAAUGUCCCUGAGCAAGGACUGCUCCAUCAGCACUGCCAGCCCAGCCAAGGAGG
Molecule: messenger RNA, 542 nt
Organism: Platichthys flesus (European flounder)
Lineage: Eukaryota; Metazoa; Chordata; Actinopteri; Pleuronectiformes; Pleuronectidae
Product: homeodomain-interacting protein kinase 2-like
Exons: 4
Coding region: 79-435 (118 amino acids)
Source: RefSeq, a predicted model, not a curated record